GUUCUCCACGCCUUGUCCGUUGGCAUUGCACCCACAAUGUUUUUCCAACGCACAGUUAUCGCCCUCUCGAGGCGCGCCCCAGCCCGGGCCCUCUCUGUUCGCCCGUUCUCCUCCUCCAUCAUCCGCGCCAACCAGAACAAGUGGCAGCCUAAGCAGGAGGGCAAGAUCCUUCCUUUUGAAGAGAUCAAGACCGAGGAGGAUCUGAUUCCCCCUGGUGCCAAGCCUGGUACCGUUCCCAGCGAUAUCGAGCAGGCUACCGGUCUUGAACGUCUCGAACUUAUCGGAAAGAUGCAGGGCAUUGACAUUUUCGAUAUGAGGCCCCUUGAUGCUUCCAGAAAGGGAACUCUCGACAACCCAAUCAUUGUUAACGGUGCCGGUGACGAACAGUACGCUGGUUGCACCGGCUACCCUGCGGACUCCCACCAUGUCAACUGGCUUACUGUCUCCCGUGAGCGCCCCAUUGAGCGCUGCCUCGAGUGCGGCAACGUCGUCAAGCUGAACUACAUCGGCCCUGAGGAGGACCCUCAUGCUCAUGACCACGACCAUGGCCACCACCACCCGCCCUACGAGGAGCCCAAGACCUUCGCUGACUACGUCAAGCCCGAGUACUGGUACCGGUAAACGAUCUAAUCGAGCUCCAAGUUCGAUAAGACGAUAAUAGUGCCGUUGCUGUCUCCCUCCAUCGAUCCCUCGCUUCUCCUUUUGCUUACGCCAGAGAUUCCGGAGACAAUCGAUUGAUAUAAGACGUAGAGUGGUGCGGUGGACUGGGGAUUUAGAUGACAAAAUGUAAAUGUGUCCGGUCUGUACGUAGGCUAGGGCUAUGUGGUUGUAUCCCUAUCUUGUUGCUGAAUCCUGGCAUUUGGUCUCUGUAGAUUAGUGAAGAUGAAUAAAGCUGUUGUUAUAUU
Aspergillus nidulans FGSC A4 is the source of this 905-nucleotide messenger RNA. It is a transcript of the gene cox5b, whose product is annotated as cytochrome c oxidase subunit IV. The record is from RefSeq and is a predicted model, not a curated record. Gene Ontology annotation, cellular component: mitochondrial inner membrane; membrane; mitochondrial envelope. The transcript has 6 exons. Gene Ontology annotation, molecular function: cytochrome-c oxidase activity; zinc ion binding. Gene Ontology annotation, biological process: mitochondrial electron transport, cytochrome c to oxygen; mitochondrial respiratory chain complex IV assembly; proton transmembrane transport. The coding region runs from base 37 to 621 and encodes 194 amino acids. NCBI's taxonomy places the organism in Eukaryota, Fungi, Ascomycota, Eurotiomycetes, Eurotiales, Aspergillaceae.